AUGCCCCCACUAGGGGGCUCUGCAGAAAGGCGUUCCGAGGCCGCAGCUCUGGAGGCCUCCAUGGAGAGAGUGCCCCGCGCCUCACAGCCCUGUCACAGCAGAGCUGGGAGGAUGCUGGGCCCCCGGGGCGCCCUGCUCCUCCUCCUCCUGACGCUGCUGCUGCCCGUGGGCUGCACCGCUGAGGAGCUGCAGAUGACCCAGGAGGAUGAAAAAGGCUGUGGUCAUUCAGCAAUAGUCGACAGAGUGUUAGGUGGAGAAGAAUCGGUGCCCUCGAAAUGGCCAUGGCACGUCAGCAUUCAAAAAGACAGAAAGCACCUGUGCGGUGGGACGAUAAUUGCCCGCUGGUGGGUGCUGACGGCUGCUCAUUGUGUGAAUAUCAAUGCUAGUUUUACUGUUUUGAUGGGGAGCAUAUUUCUCCAAGAGAAGUCUGCAUCGAUUGUCCGGGUCCCAGUCAAGCGAGUGGUUAUCCAUCCCAGCUACCAGGAAGUCAGAUACUGGUCGUGGAUUGGCCGAGAGGACGACGUAGCCCUCCUCAAGCUGUCCCAGGAGCUGAAAUACAACAAUAGCAUUUCUCCUGUCUGCCUUCCCUCCCCCAUAUUUGAUCUGAAAGUUGGGUCCUUCUGCUGGCUAACAGGCUGGGGCCAGACAAACAUAUCCUCAUCAGAAGGAAAAGCUCAAAGCCGCAAAACACCAAUAGUUAAUGGUCUUCGUGAAGCUGAGAUCCAGGUCAUGAGCAACGAUGAAUGUGACUCCCGCUACCAUGAAAUUUCAGAAGUGCCCAGCAUUGUCCGCAUCAUCACCCCUAGCAUGUUGUGCAGUGAUUAUUCCCGAGGAAGAGGCUUCUGCCUUGGAGAUGAUGGGAGCCCACUCGUCUGUAAAGUUGACGGAACUUGGUUCCAAGCAGGGAUAGUGAGCUGGACCUUGGGAUGUGCUGAGAAGGAUACUCCAGGUGUCUAUUCUCGGGUCAGCGAGUAUGCCCUGUGGAUCAAUAAGGAGAUUGCAGAGUUGAGCUAUGCAGUCUCCACCCUCAUGGCCUCCUCCUGGAUCACACCCCUGUGCCUGCUGUUGCCCAUUUGUCUCAUGAUGGGUCUCUGA
This is a messenger RNA of Vombatus ursinus (common wombat), 1095 nucleotides long. RefSeq names its product serine protease 50 (gene PRSS50). Gene Ontology annotation, molecular function: serine-type endopeptidase activity. The record is from RefSeq and is a predicted model, not a curated record. NCBI's taxonomy places the organism in Eukaryota, Metazoa, Chordata, Mammalia, Diprotodontia, Vombatidae. Gene Ontology annotation, biological process: proteolysis.